Molecule: messenger RNA, 1406 nt
Organism: Varroa destructor (honeybee mite)
Lineage: Eukaryota; Metazoa; Arthropoda; Arachnida; Mesostigmata; Varroidae
Product: cytoplasmic dynein 2 intermediate chain 2-like
Biological process (GO): intraciliary transport
Cellular component (GO): cytoplasmic dynein complex; ciliary plasm
Molecular function (GO): dynein heavy chain binding; dynein light chain binding
Source: RefSeq, a predicted model, not a curated record
UGAACCCUAAACCUGAUAUGGGGAUGCCUGCACCAUGUAGCUGUUUCAUCAUAUAGUGCAGGUUAUGCGUCUUGCUAUCCUUUUCUACAUAUUCCGUUAUCAGAGCAAGGUUCUUAUACGACUUCUAGGAAUCUCUAUCAAGGUUGGCUUUUGACCGUUACACCCAAUACAUCGAAUAUAAUGCGAGCCAAUGUCAAGAGCUAUCUCAAGAAAGAUGGCAAGAAGAAUGAUGGCAAGUCAACGAGUAACUUCUUGGUACAUUUAACAGGCAUUGAUUAUCUCUGAAGAACUCAUUGUAACGUCCUGGGAUGCGGAUGUCAAAUUAAUGUCUCGGUCUGAGACUCCUAUAGGGGUCACCACGACGAGCUUCUCUGCAUUUGAGGAUACGCAAUUUGUUAUAGGCACCGAAGGAGGGUAUGUGAUGCUCGGAUCGUUAACAGCUUCACAUGCCCUGUUCGAGAACGGCGCCAAAAAGUGCGUUAUGAUGAACUUCCAAAGACAUCGAGGCCAUGUUACCCAUUGCUCCUUCAGUAGGCACUCGCGUAAUAUCUUUUUGACUUCUUCGGUAGACAAACGAGCCCGCAUUUAUACGCAACUUCAGCCUUCGCCUGUCAUUUCGCUGGCACAUUCUGAUCAACUUAUAAAAGCUUUGUGGUCAUUUGCCCACCAACUCCAUAUCGUAACGGCGACAUGUUCGGGUAAGGUAGCUCUUUACGACAUUCGAAAAGCAUACUCCCCUCUGGCGGAAAUCGAUCUGGCUAAUCGAGUAACUGAUUUAGCUUUCGUUGACUUGGAUCAACUAGCCGCGUCGACGAACAACGGCGGAUUGCACCUGCUGAAGCUGUCAGACGGGUUUCUGGCCAGAGCUGAGUCAAUUGGCAUCGACGAUGUCGUAAACUCAUUCCGCGACGGUAUCGGCUUCGAAUAGAUUGGAUUUUUGUCCGACACUAAUAGGGCGAAUAAAUUAGAAAAUCCGGAAUUACACCAAAACGAAACUCGAAAAGUUUUAAAGUGUAAGGCGGUUUUAUAAGUUAUGUGAGACGUUGACCCUAAGGAUACCGAACCAAAUAGGUUAUUACCGCUUGCAGUAAUUCGAUUAACUGAUAAAUGAUGCAGACGUCGCAUUGCCAGUAGAAUAAGAGAAUUAGAGAAAGUUCGGAAUACUCAUUCAACUACUUAAGGAUAUAUUCAAAUGGGACGCGGCACAAUUUAGAAGGAACUACAAGCUGUUGUGUGUGUCGAUGGUAAUAUCUUAUGUUUUAUGUGGGUGAAGUCCCGUGUCUCUAGCAAACAAAUAAAGGACCUAAGCUAUUCAGACGGGCCGUAUAAUUUCAUUGAGGGCAUAACUAUUGGCCACCGUUUUAAAAUUGGGGCCCAUUUGAAAACCUUUUUCUAGAUAGACAUUU